Eubalaena glacialis (North Atlantic right whale) is the source of this 4789-nucleotide messenger RNA. RefSeq names its product polycystin 1 like 3, transient receptor potential channel interacting (gene PKD1L3). Gene Ontology annotation, molecular function: protein binding; calcium channel activity. Gene Ontology annotation, biological process: kidney development; detection of mechanical stimulus. NCBI's taxonomy places the organism in Eukaryota, Metazoa, Chordata, Mammalia, Artiodactyla, Balaenidae. Gene Ontology annotation, cellular component: membrane. The record is from RefSeq and is a predicted model, not a curated record.
AUGUUCUUCGAAGGAAGAACCUGGCUUUGGUUAUACAUCACAACAGGUAUCAUUCUAGGAAGUGAGCUGGAUAGCCCAGAGCAACAUGGAGAACAUAAUUGUUACCAGCUUAACAGGUUUCAUUGCAGCUUUCAGGAAGCAGAAGAUUACUGUCAUGCUCAGGGAGGACACCCUGCUUUCACUUGGAACCAGGAGGUUCAAGACCUCCUCCGGGACUUUCUGGAAGAAGGAAAGAAGUGGUGGGUUGGGGAAAAUUUAGCGCUGCUGGGAAAACAUCAAGAAAAAAACAACCCAGCAGAUGUCACAGCCCACUGGGCCCCCACGCCCACCUGCAUUUACCUGUUCCGAAACCCCAGUCGGAUCUCAUCAAAAGUGGACUUGUGCUCACUGGGGCAUUAGUUCAUUUGCCAGACUGAUGCCUUUUCAGACCAAGAUGCCAGCUAUGAAAGAAAUGGGAAUAAUUCUCAUUCACAUUGGAAACCCAAGAGGGCAAAAAGAGAAGUCACAAUACCACGAAACAAAAUGACCUCAGCCGUGAAUAAUUCUCAAUCCAAGACCCCACUCCAUUCCAUCAGCCCAUUUCCUUCAAUACCACCUGGAGUCACACAGCAGGGAGUAUCAGUCAUGCCUGUACCUACCAGCCAGCCUCUCCCUGUGCCACCAGAGCUCACCAAGCCUGGAUCUGUAACACAUGCUGGAAAAGCUCCGGUAGAAAUAACUUCAAGCCCCAAAGAGGACUCACAUUCCAGAUAUCUUUUCAUGGUGGGUGUCAUCGAUGCACUUAUUGACCUGAAUGAGCAGCUACUGCAGAGCCCAUUUCCGAACAGCAGCAACCUGAGCUCCAGAAUGCCUGUGACUGUCUGCCUCUUUCACUCCCUCAACAACAUAAUGAAAACUAGUGAAGCAAGUCGGCAAAGACCCAAGGACGACACUGAGCAGGUAGAAAAUACACUGAAAAUGUCCUUGCUGAGCCUCAGGAGGAUCCAGGAAGCAUUUCUACAGCAGAAUUGGUAUUCUGAGUCUGCAGUGACUCUGACCUCUUUCGCAGCUACCCUGUUGCUGAGCAGGCAAAACAUAUCAACUUUGCCUCUGAGCUCUUACACCUUCAGUUCCCCAGCACCUCUGAGGUUAGGCUUUCCAUCAGCAUCAGUCUUGGAGCAGCUCUUGAAUAAACACCCAGGAGUUAACAUCCAAGUGAUAACAGGACUAGCUUUCAAUCCCUUCAGAGAUUUUGAUGACAAGAAGUUUGUUGGAAGCAUCGGAAGUGUGUUACUAAGCUCUAAUCAUAAAUUGCUCCAAGUCCAUGAUUUAAUGGAAGAUAUCAAUAUCGUGCUAUGGAGAAACGCGAGCACGGGCACCCAUCCCACCAACCUCAACGUGAGUGCAGACUAUUUUACUAUCACAGUGAAUGUCACUUCCCUGGAGAAAUCCCUCAUAGUGUGUGUGGAGCCUGAAAGACCCCUUUCAAUGACGCUCUACCUGGGAUUCCAGCACCAGCCUAACCACACACACUUCCACCCGAACGUCUCCCUGCCAAAGGAGAGGGUGUCACAGAAAGAUGCGCAGUAUACAUGGGUGCUGACUCCAGAGAGCCUGCAGUAUGGGGUUGGCACCUACUACAUAAAACCCCUGUUGAAUAGAAGCAAGGAGGGUGCCCAGCAGACGCCCGCCCUGUUCUCCGUGGUCACUGCCGUCACCCAGUGUUAUUUCUGGGACAGCGGCAACAGCACGUGGGGGAGCAGCGAUGCCAGCCUUUGUUAUUCGGACUCCAUGAAAGUAUCAGAGCUCAGAGUGCACGAUGAGAAUUCCUCCAACGGCCAAAAGUGGAAUGGGCAACCAGAACUUAACCUUGUUCUGUGGAAAGAAGUCAGUCAUCCUGACAGCAUUUUAGACUUUUCAUCUACAAAAGCAGGUGUGGAAUUGGUUGGGCCACAGAGCACACUUUUGAGGACACAGUGUCUGUGUAACCACCUGACCUACUUGGGCGGCGAUUUCUUCAUUGUGCCUCGGACAGUGAAUGUGGAAGACACAGUUGAGCUGUUCCUUCGCGUGACCAGCAACACCAUCGGGGUGUCCCUGCUGGCCAGCCUUAUUGGAGUCUAUAUGCUCAUAUUUGUGUGGGCUUGGAGAAAGGACCAAGCAUAUAUGCAGAUGGUGAGGGUCACUGUCCUGGCUGAUAAUGACCCCAGCUCUCAAUUCCACUACCUCAUUGAGGUCUCCACGGGCUGUCGAAGAAGGGCUGCUACAACAGCUAACGUGGUUAUCACCCUUUAUGGAUCAGAGGGGCAGAGCGAGCCCCAUCAUCUUUGUGACUCCCAGAAAGCAGUCUUUGAACGAGGGGGACUGGAUGUCUUCCUCCUGGGCACUCCGUCUUCUCUGCGGGAAUUACACAGCCUGCAGCUCUGGCAUGACAGCUCUGGCGUCAGCCCUUCUUUAAUUGUCACUGACAUGGCAGGUAAAAGGAAAUGGCAUUUCCUGUGCAAUUGUUGGCUGGCCAUGGACCUUGGAGACUGUGAGCGUGACUGGAUCUUCAUACCGGUCUCAAAGAAGGAGCUCUUUUCUUUUAGACACCUGUUCUCCUCCAUGAUUGUAGAAAAUUUCACCCAGGAUUGUCUGUGGCUCUCAGUCACAGCUUGACAUCCCUGGAACCAGUUUACAAGAGUCCAGCGGCUCACCUGCUGCAUGACCCUCCUUCUCUGCAACACGGUCACCUAUGUCAUGUUCUAGAAGAUGAACAGCACCACCACCAAGAGACGUGAGCAAGCUGUGGUGGGCCCACGUGCUGUGACCUGGUCUGAACUGCUCGUCAGCAUCCAAACUGCUGUCAUCCUUUUCCCCGUCAGUCUUGGGAUUGGGCGGCUUUUCCCAUUGAUUCAACCACAGGAACCUCUACCUCUCUUUCCUCCCAUCCAGGCCUCCUGCCUCUCAGAUGCUUCUUUUGAGCCUCUCUCUCUCUCACUCUACAUUCAGGAAUUAAAGGAAACUGUGGGAUUCCUGCUCAGGAGAAAUACGUACCUCUCUGAGUGUGAACAGUCUUCAUGGAGUUCUUCUUACAACAUUAACCAGCUGGUGAAGCUUGUAUCCAGCCUUUCUUACUUAGAGGGUCAAGGCCGUCACCAGUGGGCGGGACCCUACCGGGCAAAUGUGGUUCCUGAAAACCACCAUCAUUUCCACAGUUACCUGCUCAGAGUUCUGUGGAGGCUCCAAUCUCACUUAGGCACACUGGGUCCCGCCCAGGCCCAUCAGCCUUGUGACUUCCUAGAUGCAGUCAGCCAACUGCAAAAACUCCAGGAACUGUUGGAAACGUGCAUUCUUCCCACAGAGCAAGGGCCAUCCAGGUAAUGGACGCAACCAGAGCCCUUCCCCAUCCUGAGCCCAGAAGGGAAGCAGCCCAUCUCUAAUGCCCGGCUCAGAUGGUUGACUUACUUCUGCUGGCUCCUUCUGGAUGUCACUAGCCUGGCCGCAGCCUUUUUUACAGCACUUUAUACCCUGGAACUGAACAAAGACCAAGCCACCAGCUGUGUUAUUUCAGUAUUAUCAUUGCUUCAGAACAUUUUCUCCCCUGACUUUCCUGUCCAGGUGAUCUUCCUCACAUUGUUUUACUCACUGCUGCUGAACAGGAUGCUGUGGCUUCACAAAGAGAAGGAACAUCAAACCAAGAGGAUCUUGGCAGCCUUGGCAAGAUGUCCUUCAUCAUUACCCGGUUCAAGAGAUGAAAACAACCCCAUCUACGUAGCCCCAGCUAUGAAUGGUCCAGUUAAGCGCCCAGAAAGAACCCUGAAAGAGAAGAAAUUCUUCAAGUUGACAGGAGAUAUUUUGGUACAAGUACUUUUCCUUAUCCUAUUGAUGACCGCAGUCUACUCAGCACACAACUCCAAUAGAUUUCACCUCCGUCAAGCUAUCCGCCAGAGCUUUCCUUACCGUUUCUCGGAGAUCAAACUUCUUAAGCAGUUCUACUCCUGGGCCAGUAGCACCCUCCUUCCUAACCUGUACAGGGAUUACAGAGGUAAGAACACAGUCCUGGGGCCCACCUGCACAUGUGGGGUGCAGUUGGUUUUUCAAACGCCCCUGCAGUAACCCAUUAGAACACUGGAGAAAGGUCCGCUGGCUUUUUCAAUAUGACUGCACCUCUGUGGGCACCCAAAGGUCCACUCCCAGGGCCCCAUCUAAGCAGGUUCAGGUUUAUGUCUGUUCACCCAAGGGUGAUCAGGCCCAUGAAGGCUGAUUCCCACUGAUGAGUUUCACAAGAGGCUGAUGAACAAAAUUGAGAAUUUAUUCACUAACAACAUGAAAAAUUCCAUCACACUUAAAAUAAAAGCCCAAACCCUUUCUAAAGCUUACUCUAGGGUUGUCUUCUUGAUAAUAGCCAUCCUAACAGUCGUAAGGUGAUAUCACAUUGCAUUUAACCUGCUGUGUGGAUGGAGCAUCUCUGACUACCGAACUUUUCUCAGUUCAGCAGUGACUGUUGUUGGUCUCCUGAUGGGAAUCUCUCAUCACAAGGAGGUUAUUGCUUUAAACCCAGUCCUGGGCUCCUUUCUUAUCCUCCUCACCAGUGUCGUUUUGAUGGUACUUGUGAUCAUUAACCUUUUUGUUUCUGCCAUUUUAAUGGCCUUUGGUAAAGAAAGAAAGUCCUUUAAGAAAGAAGCUGCACUGAUGGAUAUGCUGCUACUGAAGCUCUCAAGUUUGUUAGGAAAACAGCAGCACCAGAACACAUGAGGACUGUGGGAAAUAUGAGUCAGAAGUAAGCUCACUGCAACUUUAAUUGAAGAUACAAGCAUGAGAUGUGGCU